AUGAAUAUGGCUCAUGGCCAAGACAUGCCCAUGUCUGAAGGCACAAGCAGUAGCAAGAUAAAGAUGCACAUGAGCCUCUAUUGGGGCAAAGAUGCCAUUGUACUCUUCUCUGAGUGGCCUAAUCACAGUGUUGGAAUGUACAUCUUAGCCAUCUUGAUGGUGUUUUUCCUUGCAAUGAUUGCUGAGGUUAUCUCCAACAAACCCAUCAUCAAACAUGGGACCAACCCCAUCAUAGGAGGGUUGGCUCAAACAACCUUUUACCUCUUCCGUAUAAGUUUCCUUUACUUGGUGAUGCUAGCUGUCAUGUCCUUCAAUUUGGGAAUCUUCGUAGCUGCUGUGGCUGGCCAUACCUUGGGGUUCUUUUUUGUCAAAUAUCAUGCUCUCUUUGUUGCCAACAAAGAACAACAAGGGUCCUCCACUACUCAAAAAGUUUAA
Molecule: messenger RNA, 435 nt
Organism: Abrus precatorius (Indian licorice)
Lineage: Eukaryota; Viridiplantae; Streptophyta; Magnoliopsida; Fabales; Fabaceae
Product: copper transporter 2-like
Exons: 1
Coding region: 1-435 (144 amino acids)
Biological process (GO): intracellular copper ion homeostasis; copper ion transmembrane transport
Cellular component (GO): plasma membrane
Molecular function (GO): copper ion transmembrane transporter activity
Source: RefSeq, a predicted model, not a curated record